UACUUUUCUCUUAGUUACUUGGUGUUAUUGUUAAGCGUAACCCGGUACACGGCUUGAGCACACGCGUGUCACGUUACCCGUGUCAACGUCCUAGCCAGGCUGCAUAAUGAGUGGCUCCACUAGCAUCCCCGCCCUUAUCAGGUACGCCAUUGACUAUGGCUACGAAGGGGCGGCACUCAGUGCAUUUGUUAAACAAAGAUACCAAGAGAAUUUAGAAGACUUACAUGAAGAAGAGGAACGAAGAAAACAAAGAUACCAAGAAAAUUUAGAAGACUUACACGAAGAAGAGGAACGAAGAAAACAAAGAUACCAAGAAAAUUUAGAAGACUUACACGAAGAAGAGGAACGAAGAAAACAAAGAUACCAAGAGAAUUUAGAAGACUUACAUGAAGAAGAGGAACGAAGAAGACAAAAAUACCAAGAGAAUUUAGAGGACUUACAUGAAGAAGAGGAACGAAGAAGACAAAGAUACCAAGAGAAUUUAGAGGACUUACAUGAAGAAGAGGAACGAAGAAAACAAAGAUACCAAGAGAAUUUAGAAGACUUACAUGAAGAAGAGGAACGAAGAAGACAAAGACACCAAGAGAAUUUAGAGGACUUACACGAAGAAGAGGAACGAAGAAGAUUAGACGAAGAAGAACGAUUAAAUGAGCUGCAGUGGGAGGAAGAAAUUCAAUUAAAAGAGAGAAAAUGGGCUAUAGAGGCCAAGUUCUAUGAAUUUGAACGAUCGGAAUGGGGUAGUAUCGAAACAAUAGAAAAACAAGAAGACGAGAUGCUAAAAGAUACCAGCAUAUCAAUAGCUGAGAGAAUUAUUAUUUUUAAGGAACGAAUAAAAAGAAUGACAGAAACGAAAGCACGCUUGCAGAUGGCCGAGCAGGCUAUGCUUGAGCAGCUGAAAAACAUGACCAUAGAACCUAAACCAACACCCGCAACUACACCCGACACACCAACCCUACCAGAUAUUCAGAAUCAUGAUGCUACACUGAGCCAUAAAAGAGACUUAAUUAAAAUUACUUCCCCUGCCCCGACUGUAUCAUCAAUAAACACAACACCGGAUGCUCCGGUCGACCUUAAUUACACAGCACGUCAAGAGCCGAGGAGACAAAACAACAAACCAACCACUGUCAGCCUUAUCGGCCCCAUGGUUCUACCCACCAUAGGUCUACAUACUAAACCUUACAAGCCCCUCGCUAAUGGAAAAAAAUUCGCCGACGAGAGAAGAAUCGCUCUGGGUCCAAAACCCCGCCCACCCACACACACCUUGAUAAAACAAUGGUCCAAGGACACCGGCCUAAGUUAUCGGUAGACGUGCCGCCUGCUCUAUAGCUGUUGUGCCGUGGUCUACCCAUCUCACAUUACUGGUGCUUCACCUUUUGCCACCCACCCCAUACUGAGUUUCGACAAGUCACUAAGCGUAACUUAGCUAGUUAGACUUAGGGUGGAAUUUCUUAGUAAGUCAUGGUCGAUUGCCUGAACUUAGCUCUAUUCCAGCCUUGCACUUAAUUGAUGCAAGCUGCCCAGUUUAACAAUAGUGAAGCUUGUUAUGACUUACUUUGAUAUAUAUUUUUUUACACAAGCAAUACUUUUAAAAAAAUUCCAAGGACAUUUAUAAUUGUCAUAUCUUAUGUACUCAUAACUUCAUAUCUAUGUCAUAAAUUCGUUGUUUUUCCCUUGUUCUUGCAGUAUUUUUCACAGGUUUCCACUGACUUCUUAGACCUGGUUGUCAUACUUCUAAAACAGAACUUGGCGUUAGUUAAUUUCCUGAAUACAAUGUAAACUUAUACUGAACAAAAAAAUGUCAUUAUUCACCGUUGUCUUAUUACAAUUUACAUAAAAACAAUUUUUGUUUUCUAUAGCCUCUAAUGGCAUAUCACAAUGUUGUAAUUGAUGUUGUACUCGCCUAUCAUGGCCAAUGUUUACUCAUUUUGCCUGUAAAUGGCCUAUGUUUCAAUGUUAUUAAUUUUCGUCUAAAGACAUUGUUAUUUACAUUUUUUUGCUUAACUAUACUUUGAAAGACACAUGAAAAGAUAUUGUUUUAUUUCUGGUCCGCUGAAAAUUGCGUUACCACGAAAUUUUAGCGAGGAAAGGGGGUGUGACGGUAAAACCGUUUAGGCCUAGCUCCACGUUAUUCUUACACCACCCCUUACCUGCUCUAUACUUCCCCCCCCCUCUAUACAACUACGUACAUUCUUAUCUUUCGUCCCCCUCACAGGCUCCUCUCUAGUUGGCUAGAUUGUCCACGUGACACACCGCCAAUGUUAAGGCAUAUAAGGGGAUGCAACAAAGAAAUCUCGCACUUUUCCAGCACUGAGCUCAGCUGGUGGUGUCGCACGCGGCGUUGGGGCCGUCGGCCCGACCUCCACGUGUUUUGGGUUUGGUUUUACUUAAUUAUUUCUUAUUUUCACU
Molecule: messenger RNA, 2406 nt
Organism: Physella acuta
Lineage: Eukaryota; Metazoa; Mollusca; Gastropoda; Physidae
Product: trichohyalin-like
Source: RefSeq, a predicted model, not a curated record